AACAUCCACUUUGAUUGAGCAUCUCUGUGGUUUCAAUCUAUAGCAAUAUACUUGUUACAGCCACACAUUUAUAUGUCAAUUUCCUGAAUUUGUUUGCUUCAAAGCUCCACUAUAGCAUAAGCUAGUUGCUUUGCCUACCAUCAAUGUGACCUAACAAAAUUAGUCUUACGGUUUUAUAUCCUGUUUAUACUCAUUGGGUUACCUGAUUCUCCUUGUUUCCUACAGAGAACCCAGCAAAUUCAGUGGGCAAAUCUCCUCCUAGGUUGCAAGGGUUUUCUCCUGCUUUCCAAUUUUGGUUUACUUUGCUUUUGAUAGAUUGAUGGCAGCUCUUCAGCCUUCACUUACAGUUCAAUCACGCCAUCCAAAUCCUGGAGUCAUCAACCUAGCAAGGUUGACAAUUGUCUCCUGUUAUUAUGAUCAAAGGAAAAGGAUCCACAAUGUAAAGAAAACUGAGAUGGGAAAAUUCCAUUUCAAUAGAGAAGGUUUUAGAGAUUUAACUGGGAAUAUUCGACGGGAUCUUGAUGUCAAAAUCUUUGCUGCGGCAAAGAUUUCUGUUGAUGAAAUAGGAACAAGCUUGGUAAGUAGAGUUGAAUUGGAGAAGGAGUCAACUUAUUCAUUUAGGACGGAAAUUGGUGGUCUGGUUAAGGUAUAUGUUGGCAGAAAAAAUAUGAAAUAUGUAGUUUAUAUUGAAGUUUCAUCUUUGCCACAGUGGAGUAUUGAGGAUAAUUUGGUACUAAGUUGGGGCUUGUUGAGGUCUGAAACCAGGUUCAAUACCAAUGAAACGCCAUUCAAGCAGAAAACCUUGGGCAGGUAUGCCUUACAUCUGGAAUUCAAUUCAAAUGAAGCUCCCUUUUAUCUCUCUUUUAUGCUACACUCAUCUGAUGGCGGUUCAAGUAACAUAAGCAUAAGAAGCCAUAGGAAGAAAAAUUUUUGUGUGCCUGUUGGAUUCAGUUCAGGGUAUCCUGCACCAUUGGGCAUCUCCUUUUCGAAUGAUGGAUCAGUCAAUUUUGCCCUUUUUUCAAGGAAUGCAGAAAGCGUAGUCUUGUGCCUGCAUGAUGAGAUGACGAAUCAAUCAUCUUUAGAGAUUGAUCUGGAUCCGUACAUUAAUCAAACGGGUGAUAUUUGGCAUGUCUCAAUGGAAAGUGUUGGACAAUAUGCGAGCUAUGGUUACAGAUGCCGGGGAACUACUAUUGGGAGUGGAGGAGAUGGACAAGUUCUCUUGGACCCUUAUGCUAAAAUUCUCAGAAACUUCUUUCCUGAUCAAUCUGGAUCCUUUUCACUUCUGAAAUGUCUUGGGGACUUAUGCACAGUGCCUGCUUUUGACUGGGCUGGUGAUGCUCACCCCCAUCUGCAAAUGGAGAAACUAGUUGUUUACCGAUUGAAUGUGAGGCGCUUUACUGAGGACCAGUCCAGUCAGCUACCUGCUGAUGUUGCAGGGACUUUUUCUGGCAUAGUUGAGAAGUUAAACCAUUUGAAAGGUCUUGGUGUCAAUGCAAUCUUAAUGGAGCCCAUAUUUCCUUUUGAUGAACAGAAGGGACCAUAUUUCCCUUACCAUUUCUUUUCACCUAUGAGUUUAUAUGGGCCAACUCACGAUGCAAUAUCCACUAUUAAUGGCUUAAAGGAGAUGGUCAAGAAAUUGCAUGCCGAUGGCAUAGAGAUUUUGUUAGAAGUUGUUUUCACCCAUACUGCAGAAACCAGAGAUUCCUCUCGCGAAAUGAUAACACUCGGAGGGAUUGAUAACUCAUCCUAUUAUGUUUCUGAUGGAGAUGUUGAAUCAAAAACUAGAAAUACCUUGAAUUGCAACUAUCCCAUUGUCCAGCAAAUGAUUUUGGAUAGUCUUCGGCAUUGGGUGACUGAGUUUCAUAUUGAUGGUUUUGUUUUUAUGAAUGCAUCAUCUCUCUUGAAAGGGUCAAACGGUGAAUACUUAUCUCGGCCUUCUUUAGUCGAGGCCAUAGCAUUUGAUCCACUACUCUCUAGAAGUAAAAUUAUAGCAGACUGCUGGGACCCACACGACAUGGUGUCCAAAGAAAUACAUUUCCCUCAUUGGAACAGAUGGGCAGAAAUGAAUACCCGAUUUUGUAAUGAUGUAAGAAAAUUUUUUAUGGGUGAAGGCCUUCUUAGUGACCUUGCAACACGGCUUUGUGGGAGUGGGGACACUUUUUCUGAUGGGCGAGGUCCUGCAUUCUCUUUUAAUUUUAUUGCAAGGAACUCUGGACUUCCUCUUGUAGACUUGGUCAGUUUCAGUAGCAGUGAGCUCUCAUCAGAAUUAAGUUGGAACUGUGGAGAAGAAGGUCAAACAAAUAAAACUAUUGUCCUUGAAAAACGGCUUAAACAGAUCCGAAAUUUUAUUUUCAUAUUGUUCAUAUCACUUGGUGUUCCUGUCCUUAAUAUGGGAGAUGAAUGUGGCCAAUCUGCUGGUGGUUCCCCAUCAUAUGGUGACAGGAAAUCUUUUGAUUGGGAUGCUCUUAAAACAGGUUUCGGUGUUCAAACAACAAAGUUUAUCAGAUUCCUGAGUUCGCUGAGAAUGAGAAGAAGUGAUCUUCUUCAAAAGAGGAGCUUCAAGAAAAAGGAUAAUAUUGACUGGCAUGGAAGUCACCAAUCUCCACCAAGAUGGGAAGACCCAUCAAGCGAAUUCCUAGCCAUGACUUUAAAGGUUGACAGAGAUAAUAGUCAGUUUAGCUCAAAAUCUUCUCAUAUUGUUGGUGACUUGUUUAUUGCCUUCAAUUCCAGUGACCAUCCAGAGAUUAUUAAUUUACCUUCACCUACAGAAGGGAUGGCAUGGCUUCGUUUGGUUGACACUGCUCUUCCAUAUCCAGGAUUUUUCUCUACAAGCGGCGACCCUGUCCUUGAACAGAUGAAAGGAUUAGUAGCUUAUGAAAUGAAACCUCAUAGCUGUGUUCUGUUUGAAGCUUGGAGUUUAAGUGGCUGAGAUUGUUCUUUCUCACUGAUCUUUAUUGUGGGUGUAAAAGUUUAAAGGGUCUUUUUGCUGU
This is a messenger RNA of Telopea speciosissima, 2990 nucleotides long. RefSeq names its product isoamylase 2, chloroplastic-like. Lineage: Eukaryota; Viridiplantae; Streptophyta; Magnoliopsida; Proteales; Proteaceae. Gene Ontology annotation, biological process: starch biosynthetic process. Gene Ontology annotation, molecular function: isoamylase activity. The transcript has a single exon. The coding region runs from base 320 to 2929 and encodes 869 amino acids. The record is from RefSeq and is a predicted model, not a curated record.